AUGUUGACUUUUGACUCGGUCACCACAUACUCCAACUUCAAGAGCAACUUUAUGAAGAGGCUGUCUGUCAAGACUCCUGUGGCCAGCAGCCCCAUCACCACCAGAUGGCAGCCAAGCCCAGCCAGGGACCAGGAAGCCUGUUCCUCUGCCGAGGGCUCGACCUCAGACAUCCCUGAAUCCUCAUCAGUGUUGAAGAUAACGCCCGCAGCAGACACCCUAACUCCACAUGAACCUAGAUCCCACACCAAAGAAUCACUGAAAAACCCCCUCAAAGGAAGCUCUGAAAUGAAUAAUUCCAAUCUCUAUUUCUGCAAGACACCUCGUGUAGGGGACAGAGGAAAAUGUUCCUCUCAGCCAAUGGGUCACGACUCUGAAUCCGUGCCUGUCUGGAUGCUGGCUUCUGAAGCUAUCCCUGUCCCCGUGUCUAAAUGGCUAAACCAGCUGUUUUCAACCCAGAAGGGAGUUCAGCAAACUGAAUGGAAAAUGCAUCUCUGUGAGAAAUCCUGAUGUGUCUGGGCAGGCUGUAGAGACGGAGUUGGAGAUGAAUUCUUCUGUCUUAGGAGGUUCAGUGGUGUCCACCAUUCCACAUGCCACCCGGGGGUGAAGCUUCAUCUCACGGGUUUUUGAAAUGACUACUACCUCGAUAUCCUGAACUGGAAUUCCCAAAAUCUUGUUGCUGUAGCCCUUGGAUCCUCUGUAUACAUCUGGAACAGACAAAACCACAGUGGGACUGAAAAAAUAGACUUAAGCCUCUUCUGUAAUUAUGCACCGUCUGUGUCCUGGAUCAGAGAGGGAUCGUUGGCUGUUGGCACCAGCGAGGGAGAAUUACGGGAUAUAAUCACUAGAAAGUGGCUGAGAAACAUGCUUGGCCACUUGUCAGUAGUCGGAGCCCUGAGCUGGAACCACUGCGCCCUCAGCAGGAGAGCUGCUGUGGCUGCAGACUUCUGUGUACAUCCCCCAGGUGACCUUGCUUUCUCCAGGGCUCACCUGCCUGUGUUCUUACCUGGAAAUUUACAGGCCAUGGAGUGGAGUCCCUGCCAAUCUGAAGUCCUUGCCAUUGGAGGAGGAAGGAAGGAUAGAUGCCUACGUGUUUUGGAUGUAAAUACUGGGAAGAGCAUUCAGACUCCAAGCACACACUCACAGGAAAGCUUCAUGUUCUCCCUCAUCUCGCUACCUAAGUCAUAGGAGACUGCAACAGACCAAGAUGCUCCCGAGAGUGCUGUGGCUCUGUGGGCUUGCCCCAUGCUGUUGGCGGCGUCCGUGGAUGUGAUCCAUUUCUUGGAAUCUACCCGAAAGGGGGUAUUUGAGACUGCAGAAGAUAAAACCAAUGGCCGUGGGGCAAGAGUGUGGGCUGAAGCUCCGUUUCCUUAA
Messenger RNA from Peromyscus leucopus (white-footed mouse), 1371 nucleotides. RefSeq names its product cell division cycle 20B (gene Cdc20b). Gene Ontology annotation, cellular component: anaphase-promoting complex. Lineage: Eukaryota; Metazoa; Chordata; Mammalia; Rodentia; Cricetidae. Gene Ontology annotation, molecular function: protein binding; anaphase-promoting complex binding; ubiquitin ligase activator activity. The record is from RefSeq and is a predicted model, not a curated record. Gene Ontology annotation, biological process: anaphase-promoting complex-dependent catabolic process; positive regulation of ubiquitin protein ligase activity; positive regulation of anaphase-promoting complex-dependent catabolic process.